AUGUCUAAGUAAUGUGAAUUCAAGAUAGGAAAUAUAGUGGAUCCAAAAUUAUGGGCUAAUCCUCGAACAAUGAGUAGUUAGUAAUUAUAAUCAUUUACUUCUUUGGAAAUGGUGAGAUUGAAUUACACAUUUAAGACAUUAAAGAAAUCUUUACCUUAUAUAGUAGGUGUAAUUAGUGGAUGUUUAAUAACAAAGUUUGUAGUAGAUGGUUUGGUGUAAGGAUUUAUAUUUGGUGAGAAUGAUAUUGAAUAAAAUUUGAUAAUUAGGAAAUGGUGGAAGAUUAUUGGAAAUGAAAACAUAUCAUAAUAUUGUUGAUUAUACUUACAAUAGAUAAUUUUAGAGAAUGAGAUAUUUGACAGAAUUACCACCUGGUAAUAAUUUAAACAGUAUGGUUCAAUAGGAGAUGAUUCUCUUGUUACAACUAGUGAUUAUUUAUUACAUGAUUUGGAGUAAGUAAUCAAUAAUUUGGAAUAUAACAUAAUGUUGUAAAGAGAGUACCA
This is a messenger RNA of Paramecium sonneborni, 500 nucleotides long. NCBI's taxonomy places the organism in Eukaryota, Ciliophora, Oligohymenophorea, Peniculida, Parameciidae. The record is from the annotation of a GenBank genome assembly.